Molecule: messenger RNA, 1965 nt
Organism: Alligator sinensis (Chinese alligator)
Lineage: Eukaryota; Metazoa; Chordata; Crocodylia; Alligatoridae
Gene: AJAP1
Product: adherens junctions associated protein 1
Exons: 6
Coding region: 137-1366 (409 amino acids)
Cellular component (GO): adherens junction; plasma membrane; cytoplasmic side of plasma membrane
Molecular function (GO): beta-catenin binding
Source: RefSeq, a predicted model, not a curated record
AGACAAUUUUGCCAUGGCUGACAGAAAGGAUUGGUAUUCCUGGAGAUCAGCAUCCUGAGACUCUGAAGCAGCACCACAUUUUGUUUCCUUUGGGUCAGGUUGCCCAGUAGGAAGCCAUGCUUGGAUAUUAAUAGCCAUGUUUCAACUAGCCAUGGAUUUCUCCACCUGUGAAUCUGUAGCCCAAGGCCAAGGGUUUAGGCUCUGGCAGAGGCCAUCUCACCGGCACAGAUUGUCCCACAGUCCUUUGUGGAGUUUUAAAAAUGGACAGCAGCUGCGGAUUCUCAGUCCUUUCUGGAACCAUGCUUCUUUUCAUCCUGAAUGGUCUGAUCAGCAACUACAAACAUAUCAUUCCAGAAGGCCACACAAAACCACAGACCAGUUUUCAGGCCUUCUUUCUAAAAGCCUGCAGUCUCAGCGCUCUACUGCAGCAAAAUCAGCCCCUUCCAUUGCAGAUGGGAACAAGAGGAGUACAGAGCUGCAGACUCAUUUGAAAAGGGGCAAAAGGCACCUCCGAGAAAGCAGUUUUGAUCACAGAGACAGCAGGCCCACCACGCUGCCUGAAGUAAUUAUAUGGGGUCCAACAGGAGAUGAGGACUCCGUAGAAACCAGUACGUUCCCUGGGAAUUAUGGCACCACCACCACCACCACCACCGCCACUUUACAAACAAGAACAACUACUGUGGCAACCACCACUACUACUACCACUUCCACGACUGUACAGUCUAAAGGGUUCACAGCAUCACCCAGGCCAGGGAGUAAAACACACAAGAACAACCCUGGUAGGAUUAGCACAACGGAGCCUCAUUCCAUCCGCAAUAGUGAUGAGAGGGAUGCUACAGCACCAAAAGACAAUUCAGGUCUGGCAGUCCAUCAGAUUAUCACCAUCACAGUGUCUCUCAUCAUGGUCAUAGCUGCUCUGAUAACAACUCUUGUGUUAAAAAAUUGUUGUGCACAAAGUGGUAACCCCAGGAGAAACAGCCACCAGCGCAAAAUCAAUCAGCAGGAGGAGAGCUGCCAGAAUCUGACGGACUUCACCCCAGCUCGUGUGCCCAGCAACCUGGACAUAUUUACAGCUUAUAACGAAACACUGCAGUGCUCCCAUGAGUGUGUCAGGACAGCUGUGCCUGUGUACACAGAGGAGGCAUUGCACUCACCAGGGGAUUAUAAAACAACGUUCAAUGGAAACAGCACGCGCAAGCCCAUUUUUCUGCUCGCUGCAGACCCUCUUCUUCUGAUCGGCAUCUUAUUCCAGUGGCCUUUGUGUCUGAGAAAUGGUUUGAAAUCUCCUGCUGACUGGCCGAAGUCUGUUUUACUUCCUGGGGGCAGGGCAGACGCCAUGUGGCUAUUUCCUGGAUUCCGUUGGUGAACCUGUAAAAAACAAAACGGACAAAAAUAUUAAUGGGUUACCUGUACCUACCCAGUUCUGUUUACCGGUAGGAGACUAAAAGAGCAGCACUCUAUGGGCCAAAUAUAUUUUUAUAAAAAUGAACAUGCCUAUAGGUAACUGCAUUUUCAAAGAGUGCAUUUUUUUGAAGAAGAGAAAAAAAUGUGCAAGCAAAGAAUCUCUGUGAAGAAGGAUGAAGUCGAGAAGAAAUGAGGCAAAGGACCGAACAUCUGAAGUUUGGGAUAUGGACUGUGAUUCUGAACCUGUGCCAAUAAUACCAUUAUGUGCCAUGUACUGAUGUGAAAGACUUCGCAGCAAGCCGAAGCUAAGUGAAUUACACAUAGACAUAUUACAGAAAAUAGGGGUGGGGUAUCUCUUCUGAUAGAGUCAAUAUUUCUGGUCAAUAUACAUAUAUACAUAUAUAUAAAUAUAUAUAUAUACAACACACACACACUUUUUUGUACUGUAGCAAUUUUUGAAGAUCUUAAAUGUUCAUUUUUAAAAAAGAAUUGUGUCAUGGGCUACAAAUCUGGUUUCCUUAACAUGCUUAGUAUGAACUAAAUAAACUGAUGUUUUCUACU